Dermacentor silvarum is the source of this 2326-nucleotide messenger RNA. Its product is annotated as endothelin-converting enzyme 2. Gene Ontology annotation, biological process: protein processing. Gene Ontology annotation, cellular component: plasma membrane. Lineage: Eukaryota; Metazoa; Arthropoda; Arachnida; Ixodida; Ixodidae. The transcript has 3 exons. Bases 71 to 2326 code for a protein of 751 amino acids. Gene Ontology annotation, molecular function: metalloendopeptidase activity. The record is from RefSeq and is a predicted model, not a curated record.
CAGCCACACACACAGGCACCGAAUCAAACCAAACCAAAUUGCUGUAUCGAUAGAUAGGCUCUCUCCCGCAAUGGAAGCAAAGACGGCCGAGGUUACCAACGUAUUGGACGAAUGUACUGAAGUCUCUCGUAUACUCGAAUCCCCGCGCACGCAAGACAUAACUCCUCGCACGCAAGAAUCGCCGCGAGGAAGGCGAAGGCAUCGCCGUUCGAGGAAAGCUAAGAAGCACAACGGGGACACGGUUGCUGCGCCUGGUUCAUCGGACAAAGGGACGAGAGAUAGCGACAUCCGGGAACACUCUGCAGCCACAGUUACCGACAAGAGCUCGAGCAGCAAGCACGACUCCACGGAAAAGACUACCAAUGCAGAAGAAGCCAAAAAAGGGAUCCGAGACAACUCGCUGCAGGUGCAGCAGCGUCAGGGUGCCGCGGAAGGCGCACAGAACACGGAAAAGGAUCGUGCGGCUCUGCAGGCUCAAUCCUCGUCGGUUACCGGCGGGACCGCGGAGGCCUCGCGAACGAAAGCAGGAGAGUCUGCGCCUCGAGGUGAUGUCGCUGAAACCCCGGAGGCACGCAGCCAGCGGUACCGGUUCUUGAGCGACGUGAACAAGACAGUAGCCCUUACGGCCGGUUUAAUCAUCGUAAUCUUCUUCAUAAUCAUCGGACCUAACGGCCCCAACCCCGUCGGGUAUGUUACGUGCGACACCGACGGCUGCUCCCUCUACGCGCAGAAGCUACGCGCGUCGCUUAACGCAUCCGCCUCCGACCCCUGCUACAACUUCAAGGAAUUCGUCUGCGACGGAUGGCGACGCCGGAACACCUACAGCGUUCGCCAAAACAUGACGGUCACCGCACUUGACGUGCUAGCGGAUCUGGCCCACAGUGUCAACGUGCCAACCAAAGGUCAGACGACUGCCCAGAAAGGCGCAGGCUUCUUCCGCAGCUGCGACGCUGUCCUCAGGAACGACAAGGACGACAUGGCAGUAGUCAAGAAGCUGUUGAGAGAAGCGAAGAUCGAGUGGCCUCGGCGUCCCGCGGAGCCGGACGUAUUGCACACGCUCUUCUAUUCGUCCAUUCGCCUUCGAUGGAGCCCCAUCUUCAACAUCGAGAUCGAAACCACGAAGACUUAUGCGACGCGAGUCUUCCUGAUGCCGUACGAGGACUUUGACCUCGUGGCGCGCAAGUACAUCUCCCUGAAGAAAUCCGAGGCUGCCGAAAGGCGUGCCUACUUCGAUGUCCUCGGCGACGAAUUCGGAGCGGCCGCGGCCGACCAGACGGUGGUGAGCUUCGAAGAAGUCGAGAACACCCUGCAGGUCAUGCUGGAUCCACUCCUGGACGCUAUGCUGAAGGAGGAGAGGAAGCCGCUGGCCAUCAGCACCGCAUGGCUCUACCGGCCUGGAGCCGAUCCGAGCAAAGCGCGCUGGCAAUCGGUGCUCGCCUCGUACGGCGUCGAGGGAAACGAGACGAUCAUCUACGAGACAGAAGCGCUAUCGUUCGUUAUGGAGUUCUUCAACCUGUGGGCCAGGUACGGCGAGGCCAUGACCGAAAUUCUGGUGUCUUGGUGCACCGUGCAGGUGGCCGCACUGUACACCAAUCAGCGGCUCGUCACCAACUACUACGGUACACAAGAUGCGACGCGCUUUCAGUACGGCGCCUUCUGUCUCAGCAAGGCUUACCUCAUCGCGGGUUUCUCCGUGUUCGCUCCGUACGUCCACGAAGAAAUGAAACCAUCAGCCCGCGGCGACGCAGAGGUCAUCGCCCUUUCUGUACGACGUGCUUUCCUCACGAGGCUCAUGGCGUGGAAACACUACGAGCCAGAAAGAAUCGUCUUGGGUGACUGGGAUUCUGUGUCUGUUGUCUUCAGCCCUUUUGACAGCGAUACCACGAGCAUCAGCAACGGUAAUCUUUCCUACCCGGAUAUGGGGGAGUCCCUGGCGGAGAACUGGAGAGACGCUGCGGUGCCUCUCGACAUCAUUCGAUCUGACAUGGUGUACGUCGCUCUGAAGUCUCUAAAACUGCACGUAGUGCUCGACCACGACUUUCUCCUUCUGCCGUUCGCCACAGCAUUUCCGAACUAUCAUCCUACCGUGCACAAAGCGAUCAAGUACGCCGGCGUCGGCAAGGAAGUGGCGCUAGCCUUGAGUGAAGCUUUUCUAGACACGUAUGCACGUUUCAACGAAGCAAAAAGAGCGAUUGAUAGUGCCUCCAUCUGUAUGGCCGGUGCGCCGGACUUUGUCAGCAACAUGGAAGCGAUCGCACUUAGCGCCCUUUUCGACGCCUUCAGGAACGCUUUGGAUGGCAAAGACAUUCGGCUCGGAGCUGUAUAG